UUUCUCUCUUCUUCAGAGCAGCAGGACUGGAUUAUUAUCACACUGAGAUGCUAUCACUCAGCAUAUUUAUAGUAGACUGUUUGGAUGCAGAGGACAAAACUUCAGACCCUAACCUAGGGAACUCAAUCAAGACGAGACUGACUGCCUCAAGAGGUUUCUAUUUUGAAGAAUGGAGUAUUUCUUCGCGAAGAGAUCCUCAGAGAAUGGCAGCCUGAAUCCCAGCGACUUUAUUGACGACCAUUUGUACUCCUUUGUUUUGCAUGAUUCCUUCAUCGUGCAAGUAGUUACAUACAUUAUCAUUUGUAUCAGUAUUCCGUUGAUCCUGGUGGCCAUUUAUUUGAUAUAUGCUAGUACGGUGCGAAAUGACCAUGUUGCUCCGAUCUACGUCAUCAACCUUCUCAUUUCUGACCUGAUUCAGCUCUGCUGCAUGAUCAUUUGGCAGGCACCAUUGAAGCUUCAGGACCUUUGGUACAUCUUGAAAAUUUACUUCAUUGCUAUGUUGGCCAGUGUUGGCUUCAUGGUGUGUCUGGCCCUGGAAAGGUACGCGGUCAUUGCCCAUCCACUGUGGUACCGCUUCCAACGAACCAUCAAGAUGACUGUGGUGGUCUGUGUCAUAGUCUGGGUGAUUUCCAUUGUCUAUUCCUUGUCAUAUGAUGGACUAUUUGUCAUUGGCCUCCUCCUUCCCUUCCCAGUGAUCAUAUUCUCCCUGGUUGGGACCCUCAGAGCCAUCUCUGCUUCCACCUCAGUCCCCUCUGAUGAAAAACGAAAAAUUGUGGGAAUUUUAGUACUGGUCUUGUUGAUUUACACACUGCUGUUCUUGCCAAGACUCAUUUAUAUCCUGUACUUUAUUCCUGGUUCUCUGUACAUCAUGUCUGAAAUUUUCUUAAGGUUAAGUCCUCUUGCAGAUUUGUUUUUGUAUGUUUUCAUCAGGAAAGGGACCGUAGACAAGCUUUUGGCCUCAGUGUGCUGUUGCAAAAUGGAGAGCAAUGAUACUGAAAGAACGACCACUGGUGGAGGAAGUAGAUCUCUUAGUUAAAGCAUGAACAACAUGUACUUUUGCUUUCUUUUAGGUUGCAGCAGGGCCUUUAUUAAAAUGUACUUACUGCUGGGUAGCUCACAUAUUUGGAUAAAGGAUCAAGGAAUUUGUAUUUUCAUUUAAAUUGUAUUAUAUCAUUGUAUUUUGAUAUGGAUCUGAAUCUGUAAUGUAAAGAAAAAUAGGGUAUUAAAUACUGUAAAUGUCCAACAGUUAUAUAAAUAAUUUUUGACAAUCCAUAUAUUGUGUUAAAAUAUAUUUAUAUUUAUAUUUAGUGUUAAAGAAUCAUAUAUAAGCAAAAAGGAUAAUCAGGAAAAAAAACAGAUGUAGGACGACUCUGGUUGUCUGAGUGAGAGAGGUUGUAUUUGAAUAAGAAAUGUAAGAGAAGCACGUGUACAAAGUGGGAGAAAGUAGCGAGUCAUUACAACAUAACAAGAGUGAACUGGUUUUGCUGACUCAGCAUUUUAAGUCUUGAUCCCUAAACAUAUUCAGAGCUUUCUGGAGGGUUUAGUUUUGCUUUAUGCACAAAAUGUCACAAGAAUAUGAUAUUUUUUCAAUAGUCGAAUGAUAUGGUCUGAUGUGAUUCUCCAAUCAAAACAUCUGAAGAGUGUAAAGUCAUACUAUCUAAAUCCACUGUCAAGAUAUGUUUUAAGUCUGCUCCAGACUCCUGACUCGUGGUUCAUUUCGAUUUCUCUGCUGUGUUCGCCUGCUAGAAAAGAAUAAAUGUUUUGCUGUAUCUGA
Messenger RNA from Notolabrus celidotus (New Zealand spotty), 1774 nucleotides. Its product is annotated as G-protein coupled receptor 4-like. The transcript is spliced from 4 exons. Lineage: Eukaryota; Metazoa; Chordata; Actinopteri; Labriformes; Labridae. The coding region runs from base 170 to 1036 and encodes 288 amino acids. Gene Ontology annotation, biological process: phospholipase C-activating G protein-coupled receptor signaling pathway; positive regulation of Rho protein signal transduction. The record is from RefSeq and is a predicted model, not a curated record. Gene Ontology annotation, cellular component: membrane. Gene Ontology annotation, molecular function: G protein-coupled receptor activity.